AUGAGCACCAGCAGUACAGCAGGAAAAGUAAUAAAAUGCAAAGCAGCUGUGCUGUGGGAGCCUAAAAAACCCUUUUCGAUUGAGGAGAUAGAGGUUGCACCCCCAAAAGCGAAAGAAGUUCGUAUUAAGAUAGUAGCCACAGGAGUCUGUCGCUCAGAUGACCAUGUUGUUUCUGGACAAUUGGCCACACCUUUUCCUGUGAUCUUAGGCCAUGAAGCAGCAGGAAUUGUGGAGAGCAUUGGAGAAGGGGUGACUACAGUCAAACCAGGUGAUAAAGUUAUCCCGCUGUUUACUCCCCAGUGUGGAAAAUGUGAAGUUUGUAGACACCCAGAAAGCAACUUCUGCAUGAAAAAUGAUCUAAUUUUACCUCGGGGAAGCAUGCAGGAUGGCAGCAUCAGGUUCACCUGCAGAGGAAAGCCCAUCCACCACUUUAUCAGCACCAGCACCUUUUCUGAGUACACAGUGGUAGAUGAGAUCUCAGUGGCCAAGAUCGAUCCAGCUGCACCUCUGGAGAAAGUCUGCCUCAUUGGUUGUGGAUUUUCUACAGGUUAUGGGUCUGCUGUCCAAGUUGCCAAGGUCACCAAGGGCUCCACCUGUGCUGUGUUUGGCCUUGGAGGGGUUGGCCUGUGUGUAAUCAUGGGCUGUAAAGCAGCUGGAGCAGCCAGGAUCAUUGGCGUGGAUAUCAACAAAGACAAAUUUGCAAAGGCCAAAGAGGUGGGGGCCACUGAGUGCAUCAACCCCCAGGACUUCAAGAAACCCAUCCACGAGGUGCUGACGGAAAUGACUGGUGGAGGGGUGGACUUUUCCUUUGAAGUGAUAGGUCGGCAUGACACUAUGAUUUCGGCUCUGUCAUGCUGUCAUGGAGCGUAUGGAGUAAGCGUCAUUAUAGGGGUACCUCCGGGUGCCACAAAUCUCGAAAUGAACCCCAUGUUACUAUUGACAGGACGCACAUGGAAAGGAGCAAUUUUUGGUGGCUACAAAAGUAAAGAUGCUGUCCCCAAACUUGUGGCUGACUUCAUGGCCAAGAAGUUUCAACUGGAUUCAAUAAUAACCCAUGUUUUACCUUUUGAAAAAAUAAAUGAAGGGUUUGAUCUUCUUCGCUCUGGAAAGAGUAUCCGUACCAUCCUGACAUUUUGA
Elephantulus edwardii (Cape elephant shrew) is the source of this 1137-nucleotide messenger RNA. Its product is annotated as alcohol dehydrogenase E chain-like. Gene Ontology annotation, cellular component: cytosol. The coding region runs from base 1 to 1137 and encodes 378 amino acids. Gene Ontology annotation, molecular function: zinc ion binding; all-trans-retinol dehydrogenase (NAD+) activity. NCBI's taxonomy places the organism in Eukaryota, Metazoa, Chordata, Mammalia, Macroscelidea, Macroscelididae. Gene Ontology annotation, biological process: retinoic acid metabolic process; retinol metabolic process. The transcript is spliced from 9 exons. The record is from RefSeq and is a predicted model, not a curated record.